Messenger RNA from Pipistrellus kuhlii (Kuhl's pipistrelle), 3125 nucleotides. It is a transcript of the gene TIMP2, whose product is annotated as TIMP metallopeptidase inhibitor 2. Lineage: Eukaryota; Metazoa; Chordata; Mammalia; Chiroptera; Vespertilionidae. Gene Ontology annotation, cellular component: extracellular matrix. Gene Ontology annotation, molecular function: protease binding; metalloendopeptidase inhibitor activity. Bases 282 to 944 code for a protein of 220 amino acids. The transcript has 5 exons. The record is from RefSeq and is a predicted model, not a curated record. Gene Ontology annotation, biological process: negative regulation of membrane protein ectodomain proteolysis; negative regulation of endopeptidase activity.
CGCACACGGCCCCGGAGGCGGACGAGGACCGGACCCGCGCCGCGCCGCGCCUCGCCGCGCCUCGCCGCCCCCAUCCUUUCUUCUCCGCCCCGCGGCCGCUCCCGCGCCGUCCCCGCGCCUCCCCGGGACCCCGCCGGGAAAGUUUGUGCGGCGAGUGCGGCCGGGCGAGGAGGGCGCCCCGGGAGCGCAGCCAGACCGCGCGCCCCACCCGCCAGGAGGGAGCGCCCCGACCCGGGCGGCGGCCCAGCCCCUCCCGCCCCCGGCCCGCGCCCCCGGCCGCCAUGGGCGCCGCGGCCCGCAGCCUGCCGCUCGCGCUCGGCCUCCUGCUGCUGGGGCCGCUGCUCCGCCGGGCCGACGCCUGCAGCUGCUCCCCGGUGCACCCGCAACAGGCGUUUUGCAACGCGGAUGUAGUGAUCAGGGCCAAGGUGGUGAGCGAGAAGGAGGUGGGCUCCGGUGAGGAUGUCUACGGCAACCCCAUCAAGAGGAUCCAGUACGAGAUCAAGCAGAUCAAGAUGUUCAAGGGGCCUGACCGGGACAUCGAGUUCAUCUACACGGCCCCCUCCUCCGCCAUCUGCGGGGUCUCGCUGGACGUCGGAGGCAAGAAGGAGUAUCUCAUCGCAGGAAAGUCCGACGGGGACGGCAAGAUGCACAUCACGCUCUGUGACUUCAUUGUGCCCUGGGACACCCUGAGCACCACGCAGAAGAAGAGCCUGAACCACAGGUACCAGAUGGGCUGCGAGUGCAAGAUCACACGCUGCCCCAUGAUCCCCUGCUACAUCUCCUCCGUGGACGAGUGCCUGUGGAUGGACUGGGUGACGGAGAAGAGCAUCAACGGGCACCAGGCCAAGUUCUUCGCCUGCAUCAAGAGGAACGACGGCUCCUGCGCCUGGUACCGCGGGGCGGCGCCGCCCAAGCAGGAGUUCCUGGACAUCCAGGACCCGUAGCCGCCCGCCGCCGCCCGGAGGCGCCGAGCGCAGGGCCCGCCCCUGGAAACCGCAUGAAUAAACCGUCCUCCAACGGGUCCACGUCCGUGUCAUUCUCCCCUAGCUCCCUGUGCGCGGCUGCGUCCUGGGGGAGAGGCGGGUCCCCCCUGCGCCCCCGCCCGGCUCUGCCGCCCGGCCUCCGCCCUGGCUGCGGGCAGGGGGACCCGGCUCCCUCCCAGGCCCAGCCUGGUGCUGCCACAGACGCUGAGCGGGCAGCACCCCGGGGUCCCUCCCCGGCCUGGCCGAGGCAGAGCCUGGACGUGUGCAUUUUGCAGAAACUUGAGGGUCUUAGCAAGACUGUGUAGCAGGUCUACCAGGUCCCUCCCUCCCCCGCACAGGGGCGUGUCCCUCGUUUCUUGCAGCUUCCGCACCUCUGGCCCUGGGGUGUCAUCCCCACCCCUGGCCGGUGCCCCCCGCCCCCCAGGCUCCCCAGCUGACCUCGGGCUCCCACGCCAGCGACUCCUGUAUUCCGGAGCAGCUUGGUCUGGAAGGAGCCCCGAUUACUCUCCGGCAUCCACGGAAUUCCAGGGGGACCUCCCCCUCCCCAGGGCUGAGGCGAUGUGAGAGGAACAGGCCAUGGCCUUGCCCCUGCCCUCCCUCUCCAGCCCUGAGAGGCGUGAGACGCUCUGCCCUGAGAUCAGGUCGGGGGGCUCUUGGCUGCUCUUGGUUUGUCCUUGAGCUUCUGAGGUCCCUCAGGCCUCCCCUCCCCUCCCGGCAUCGGUGUCUGGACGGAGUUGCACAGACUGGCUUUGCGGGGCCCGUGGCCGGAGCUCCUGUGCCGUCUGUGUCCCUUCCUGGGGACAGGAGAGCGGGGUGCCCCGCCCGCGGGUGCGGGCUGUGCCUGCUUUCUGCGGGGACGCUGUCUGGUGAGGGCCCAAGGGCGGCGGCAGGCGGCUCCGGGGAAACACCGCCCUCCCGGGCCCCGGGCCUGCGGCCGGUGUGAGAGACGCCUCUUUUUUCUACAGACGAGUUCUCAGACCGCAAGCAAAUCGAGGUGCAGGUGUACCCCCCUCUGCCGAUUUCCCUUCUGUUCCCAACAUGUCUCCGUUAGGAACCUCCGUCAGAGGGAACUCGGGGCCCGUUUGUCCCCUGAGCAUGGUUUUCUGAUGCCGGCAUGAGGGGGUGACACGGCAGAACUCUGCUCGUCAGAAUAAAGAGAAUCCUCUUACUCCUGCUUGCUUUGUAAACACACCCUGUCCUAAAGUGACCGUGCACGUUAGACGAACAUACACCCACACACGCACAGUGCACGCGUGCGCACACACCGCGAAGCAGGUCUGCUGGCCCCCGAGCAGCCACCGUCUUCAGCCCACUCUGCUCUGCGGUGACCCCUGUGCCCCUACAAGGCCCCCGUCUCCCCGGGGGCUGCCGGGGACCUGGUCAGCACAGACUCGGAUGACCCCCUUUUUGGGACAGACGGCGAGGUCCCGCCUGGCCGCCCCCCCCCCCCCAGGGCGCUCGUGCUGUGCGGUGCUGAGGUCCGUCGGGACGGACCAGCCCUGGGGUCGCAGUGUGACCAGAGCGCCGCCCAGUGUCCGGUGUGACACUGACUCCCGCUCCCGCUGGCUCAGCCUGCCGGUUUGUCUCUGACCCAGGGUGGCCGUGUGGCCGCUCCUGUGCGGAAGCAUGUGCUGAGCGAGGCGCGGCCCUCCCCUCUUCCUCUGGUCCCAGUUAUUGCCAAGGAAACGAUCGAAGGCCCUCCUGUUUAACCCAGGCUCGUGGCCUGGUAGCCGUGCCCAGCGGGAAGACACCAGAAACCGGAAGGCAGUGGCUGGCGGCCCGGGUCCCGGCACAGCACAUCCCGCAGCCAUAUGGCGGGCCCUCCCCUCGGCCGGUCACUCCGUCACGCUCUGCCCCGCGGUCUCCCUGCGAGCGGCUCACGCCGUUUAAAUCAAGUUCCCGUUGUAGUCCUCCUCUGCUUGGUAACCGUGUGGGACUGGCUGCCCUGUGUCAAGCUCUGUGGACGCUGUGGGAUUCUGUGUGUUUUUAAGGGACUCGUUGGGGGGCACUGUGUUUUUGCUGGGACAGGACCUUCCUGUGCUGGGAACGCGUGCGAGCCGAACGGACAGGCAGCCUGCGCAUGUCCCCGAUGCUUUGUACAUUCCUGUGCGCGCUGGUCAGUGGCCAAUAAACAGUAUUAUC